Molecule: messenger RNA, 1095 nt
Organism: Trichoderma breve
Lineage: Eukaryota; Fungi; Ascomycota; Sordariomycetes; Hypocreales; Hypocreaceae
Product: fatty acid hydroxylase superfamily domain-containing protein
Exons: 2
Coding region: 1-1095 (364 amino acids)
Biological process (GO): lipid biosynthetic process
Molecular function (GO): iron ion binding; oxidoreductase activity
Source: RefSeq, a predicted model, not a curated record
AUGGAAAACCUCUCAUCCGAGGCCCCCAUCAUGGCGAACCACAGUCUCUACGAUUCCUCGCUUCCGCCGCUGCCGGCCUACACCCUCGAGCCAAAGCCCGACCUGUUCCCCUUCAUCUCCGACCUCUGGCUGUCGCUGGUGCUGCCCGUCAUCGUCUACUGGGUCAUGUCGCUCUUCUUCCACUGCAUCGACAUGCUAGAUCUCUUCCCUCAGUACCGCCUGCAUACCCCGGAAGAAAUCACCAAGCGAAACCACGCGACUCGCUACGAGGUUGCCCGCGAUGUCAUCAUCCAGCAAAUCAUCCAGAUCACGACCGGAUAUGCGCUUGCAGUCACUGAGCCACAGGAGAUGAUUGGCAAGCAGGACUACGACAUUGCUGUCUGGGCCACUCGCAUCCGCCUUGCCCAGCGCGCCCUGCCCGGUCUGCUCGGCCUUGUCGGCCUCAACGCGACCGCCAUCUCCAAGAGCAUGUCGUCUUCCUAUCCCUUGCUUGCUGGUGUCUUGGCGGGUGGCUACUAUCCCGUAUCUACGACCGGCUCGGCCGAUGCUACCCCGACAUUCACUGCUUGGGAGAUGACUCUUGCAAAGGCCAUCUACCAUGUCCUCGUUCCCGCCCUGCAAUACUUUGUUGCCAUCUUCAUCCUUGAUUCUUGGCAAUACUUCCUUCACCGAUUGAUGCACGUCAACCGCUGGCUGUACACAACUUUCCACUCUCGCCACCACCGUCUCUAUGUCCCAUAUGCCUACGGUGCUCUGUACAACCACCCUAUCGAGGGAUUCCUCCUCGACACCCUCGGUGCUGGCAUCGGAUUCAAGGUCACCGGCAUGUCUCUGCUCCAGGGCACAUGCUUCUUCUCCUUCUCAACCAUCAAGACCAUUGAUGACCACUGCGGAUACUCCUUCCCCUGGGACCCCCUUCAGCUCAUCACGAGCAACAAUGCUGCCUACCACGACAUUCACCACCAGACUUGGGGAAUCAAGGCCAACUUCUCACAGCCCUUUUUCACGUUCUGGGACCAGCUUCUGGGAACCAAAUACAGUGGAAAGCGGGACAACACGCCUGUCGGCAGGAAGCAGGCUGAGAAGACCCAGUAA